Molecule: messenger RNA, 2043 nt
Organism: Candidula unifasciata
Lineage: Eukaryota; Metazoa; Mollusca; Gastropoda; Stylommatophora; Geomitridae
Source: the annotation of a GenBank genome assembly
AUGAUGGCGGCGAAUGACAACGACGAACAGUCCUACGCUUUACCCGAUUUAUCAGGAUUAUCAGAUGCGGAACGUCUCCAAGUCAUGGCAGUUAUGCAGAGAGCUAAGGAAUUUGAGGCUCAGGAGAAUGCCAAGUCUCAGAAGGCAGGAAAAACUUUGCCUUCUCGGGCACCAAUGGAAGGGCAGAUUCUCAAGUUUACAAACGUGGUCAAAGGAUACCAAUACAGGUGGUUUGUUCUCAACCCAGACUCUGGCAUGCUGGAGUACUUUGAGAAAGAAGAGCACAAAAAACUGCGGCCAAGGGGCUCUGUUCAUUUAGCAGCAGCAGUAGUGUCCCCUUCAGAGGAGGACUCGCAAACAUUUAUUGUCAGUGCUGCUAAUGGAGAGAUUUUCAAGCUCAGAGCUUUGGAUGCCAGGGAAAGGCAACUAUGGGUGGAUCGAAUUCGUUCAACUGCUGAAUAUCACACAGCCAACAUGGCACAGAAUUCACCUCAUCCAUCGCUGACACAAAAGCUGACACAGAAUAUGUCAGCUCAUUACAAUGACACUGUCAGAAAAACUCAGGGAUCACAGGAGCAUCUGGCAGUCACGAGGAAAAAGUCUCCAAAAGAUGAUAUGCUGCAGGAGGUUCGAGAGUUCUACAUGGAAGCUGAUGACUUUGCUAAACAUCUCGGCACCAGAAUAUCCGAACUGCCAACAUCAGGACAUUAUAUGAACUCAUUAGACACAGAUUUAUUGCUGUUGAAGGCUACAUCAGCUGCUACACUGCACUGCAUUCAAGACUGCAUCAACAUUUUGCAGUCUGCAGAGCCCGGAUUAAAACGCAGUCCAAAUGCCCAGAACAUAGAGAGAAUCCAGUCACCGAAAACCUUGCCCAUCAGCUCUGGCCUGCUGGAUGUGCCAGGGUCCCUCCCUAAUCCUGAAGAAGAGGUUCCAGAUGAGGAUACAUACCAAGACAAGGAUUUGGAGGGUGUGGAAGAGCACAAGAGUGUGAUUCUUCAUCUCCUGUCUCAGCUCAAACUAGGCAUGGACUUGACAAAGGUGGUCCUGCCAACCUUUAUUUUAGAACGGAGGUCCUUACUUGAGAUGUUUGCUGAUUGUAUGGCCCAUCCAGAUGCAUUUCUCAAGAUUCCUAAAAUACCUGACCCCGAGGGCAGAUUCCUGGCUGUCUUAGAGUGGUACCUCACCUCUUUCCACAAUGGAAGACCGGGUUCCGUCGCCAAGAAACCCUACAACCCCAUCAUCGGAGAGACAUUCCACUGUUCCUGGCAUGUCCAGAACUGCACCGACACACUCCUCACAUACACGGCGGAGCAGGUGUCACACCAUCCCCCAGUUUCAGCAUUUUACUUUGAGUGUCCACACAAUGGCAUCAAAAUGAACGCAUCCAUAUACACCAAGUCCCAGUUCAUGGGCUUGUCAAUAGGUGUCUCCAUGGUUGGCAAAGUACGCUUACGUCUGGAGGAGCAUGGAGAGGACUAUGUUUUUGGUUUGCCAUGUGCGUACGCUCGUUCUAUAUUAACAGUCCCCUGGGUAGAAUUAGGGGACAAGGUGCAGAUGGUCUGUGAGAAGACUGGGCUUUCAGCACAUAUCAUCUUCCAUACAAAGCCCUUCUAUGGAGGCAAGCUGCAUCAUGUAACUGCUGAAGCCAAGAAUAUCAAGACUGGGGAAAUCAUCUGUAAAGUGGGUGGAGAGUGGAACAGUGCAUUUGAAUUCACAUACUUAACAGCAUCUAACGCUGCUUCUAAAUAUGUGGAUGUGAAAUCUUUAAAUGUUUACCGCAAGUAUGUCCGGCCUUUAGACAAACAGAAAGAGUACGAGUCCCGCAAACUUUGGCAACAUGUGACCAAUGCCUUAAAGUUGAACGACAUACAGACAGCCACGGAACAUAAACAGAUGUUGGAGGAAAUACAGAGAGAAGAUGAAAAGCGCAGACGUAAUCUAAAUCUGGAAUAUUCACCAAAGUAUUUCAAGAAAGUUGAUGGAACGUGGAUCUAUAGGACAUUACCUGAAGAUUUUGCCAUGGUAGAAGCAAAGAAGUAG